This is a messenger RNA of Drosophila kikkawai, 1731 nucleotides long. Its product is annotated as ubiquitin-conjugating enzyme E2 W. NCBI's taxonomy places the organism in Eukaryota, Metazoa, Arthropoda, Insecta, Diptera, Drosophilidae. The record is from RefSeq and is a predicted model, not a curated record.
UGCAGUCGUCCCACGAACGUUGGCGCUUUUGGUCGAACAAAAAAAUUGGCUCGCGCGGAAAAUGAUUGCCCCGCCCCUUGGUGCCCUGGGAAAAGUGCUGGUGGCAUAUUGAAGCAAGUGUAGGAAUAACCAACACUCAAAUUCACACAAAACAGUCUAGGCAACUCCGGAAAGAUCUGUCAGCAGUAAAUACAAAGUGAAAAGGUGGACAAGUGAUCAGUGUAGUGACAACUGUGACAAUAACAGAUCUGCAAAAUGCUAAAGUUAUUCAAAAAGUCGAAAGACAAAAUACCCAAGUCGGAGAUCAUAACCGAACCCAAUGAGCCCAGGACCCCACCGGUCUCCAAAUGCGGCAAGCCGCUGCAGCUGGACAACUGUCGGCGGGAGCGCCGCCUGCACAAAGAGCUGAUGUCCUUGAUCAAGGAGCCGCCACCGGGCGUAACCGUCGACACCGAGAGCGUACAGCAAAAUUUAUCCGAAUGGAAAAUAAACAUUAAGGGUUUCGAGGGCACUCUUUACGAGGGCGAGGACUUCCAGCUGCUGUUUAAAUUCAACAAUAAAUAUCCCUUCGACUCGCCAGAGGUAACCUUCAUCGGCACCAAUAUACCUGUGCAUCCACAUGUCUACAGCAAUGGACACAUCUGCCUCUCCAUUCUGACCGAGGACUGGUCGCCGGCGCUGUCCGUGCAGUCCGUGUGCCUUAGCAUAGCCUCCAUGUUGAGCAGUUGCCGCGAGAAGAAGCGUCCUCCGGACAACACUCUCUACGUAAAGACCUGCAAUAAGAAUCCCAAAAAGACUAAGUGGUGGUAUCACGACGAUUCUGUUUAGUUAGGAACUGCAAUUUAUGAUUACUGCCCCCGCUGAUGUUUGCUUUUCGCAUCCGAAACCAACAACAACAACAACAAGCAGAACAGCAACUUCAACAACACCUGAUUGCCAUUCAAAAAUAGAAGCAGACCCCACACUGAGCCAGAGCAGCCCCAAGUGCAUUCGGAUGCGAACAAAGCGAAUCGAGUCAGCGAGAAGACGACCAGUAGUGUUUGGCAAACAAUCACAGCGCAUGCAGCAGCCGCGCUUCUAAUUCUAGCUAUUGUAUAAUCAUCACAAGGCGUGUGCGAAACAAACAACUAUUAUUAAAUGUUAACAUUUUAAUUAGAUUGUUAAGAGACCGAAAUUUAAUGUCUAAAUUAAAUGUUAUGCUACCAUCUAAUGACUACCCAGGCGCAUGUAAAGCAACCAAACGUCUGAUACAGAUCUGCUGCUGCUUCCACAUUCCACGUCUUGGGCAUCGUCCGAGAUGAAGCAUGAUCCAGGCUUCAACUUAUCAGCUUAUGUUAACUUUGUAUAUGUUUGCCCUUAAAAUCCAAGCAAAACUCAUGAAACCAUAAGUUAAGUCGAGACAUUUCAAAUGUAUUAGCCGCCACAUCCCGGUCCCCCAAUCAUCUGUAAUCUUCCCACCAUCAACCCAUUCGUAGGUCCUUAAGUUAAUCCCCCACUUCGUGUACUUGGCUAGGAUAGAGUCCAGCUGUGGCCAAAACCGAUCGCAGAACAUAUUUACCUCUUAACUGUGCAAGUAGAACGUAGAACUUAGACGGGCCACUCGUCGCAAUAUCGAUAUAAUUUAACUGUAAUCUGUAAUCUGUAUAAAGAGUCCGAUCUAGCAUACGCCCUAUGCUUACAAAUAUUUACUGUUAAAAAGUAAUUACAAAUAAAAACCAGUCUGUAAUCAAA